This is a messenger RNA of Helianthus annuus (common sunflower), 1060 nucleotides long. RefSeq lists its product as uncharacterized. Lineage: Eukaryota; Viridiplantae; Streptophyta; Magnoliopsida; Asterales; Asteraceae. Bases 88 to 831 code for a protein of 247 amino acids. The transcript is spliced from 2 exons. The record is from RefSeq and is a predicted model, not a curated record.
UCAACUCUUUUUCCUCCUUAUAUAAGCAUGUGUAUAUAUGCAUAUGAUCGAAUACAACCUUGAGCAAUUUAUUGUAACAUAUGAUCGAUGGAUCUAUUUUCCCAGAAAAUCGAAAGAUCCGAGCUAAAGGAAGGAGACCAUGUAUAUAGUUGGAGGAAAGAAAGAUUAAUCAGCCAUCAUGGCAUCUUCAUCGGGGAAGGCAAAAUUAUCCAUUUUGUGAAUCCUAAAAAGAAAUCUACGGGCAAUCCCUAUUUAGCGCCGUUUAGAGGAUUCGCAACAAGUAGCGAUGGUAGUGGAAAGAAAGAAAAGACCAUUUGUCCGAAUUCGUUUUGUAAGUUGGAGAAAGUGGCUGGAAGCGGAGUAAGAACGUCUUGCAUAGACUGCUUCGUUAAAAAAGGGUCACUAUGUCGUUAUAAAUAUCAAGCAAGUCGCGAGUUUCUUCUAGCAAAAACUGUUGGCGGAACAUGCACAACCGCGGAAUCUGAUCCUCCAGAAGAAGUAAUAUAUAGGGCUACUUAUCUGCAUGAAAAUGGGUAUGGAAAGUAUGAUUUGAGUAGUAAUAAUUGCGAAGAUUUUGCACUUUAUUGUAAAACUGGUCUAUGGAGCACUGAUAAAGAGUAUCAAGGGAGGAGUAGUCAAGCGAAUAUGGUUCAUUCAACACAUAAAACAAAAAAAGAAGAAGCUAUGGGAGAGAAGGUGUAUCGAUAUGCAACGGCUAUUCCAAGAACAUUUUUGAAAAGAGAGAGUAAAGAUUUGGGUCUUCGUAAUGAUGUUGUGAAGGUUCCCGUAGAGGAGUUAUCGUCCUUUUGUACUUCUGUAAGGCAAAAAUGAAUAAACAACGUACGUGCAACUUCGAUCCUUUUACAAGUCUUUUAUUUAUCAGUUUGGGAUGUGUUAUAUGGAAGCUUGGAAAAGCUUUCAUCUAUGAAUAUAUUUGUGUCAAUCAUUAAUUAUGCAGAAUGCGUGCAUGAUUCAAUGAAUCCAGUGUAUAUGAAGAUAUAUGUUUCUUUAAUGUCUCUCAAUGAAUAUUAGAAGAUAUAAGCUAGAUAUUUUAUAUUAA